This is a messenger RNA of Dovyalis caffra, 280 nucleotides long. NCBI's taxonomy places the organism in Eukaryota, Viridiplantae, Streptophyta, Magnoliopsida, Malpighiales, Salicaceae. The record is from the annotation of a GenBank genome assembly.
AAUGAGAAGGAGGGACCAAGGACCAAAUACUGUAUGGAGUAGAGCUAAAAUUUCGGAUGCCAUAACUACUCGUCAUGAUAAGUGCUUGCUUGUUUCGGAGAAGCAAGAAAGAGCCUCGGGGACCAUAGGUUCAACAUUGAUAAUAGAGGCAUUCGAUUUAGAGGUUGAUGAAGUUGCAACUGGAGAGGCAACAAGGCAGUUUGAUUUUGGAAAAGAAAUAGGGGAAUGGGAGAAAGAAGGAGAGUCGAGUGUGCGAUUGUUAGGUGAUGGAGAUAAGCGA